This is a messenger RNA of Closterium sp. Naga37s-1, 5841 nucleotides long. The record is from the annotation of a GenBank genome assembly. Lineage: Eukaryota; Viridiplantae; Streptophyta; Zygnematophyceae; Desmidiales; Closteriaceae.
AUGGCUCUCGAUUUAUGUACGCCCUCAGAGCACGAUGCAGAGAGGAUAAUUCUACCUCCGCAGGGAUUUGCCGUGACGGACGGGGGCGAAGAUGGCGCCUUCGUUCUGAACGGCCGUGCUUAUAUUGCGGACGCGGACCGGGAAAGCGCCGCUCUCGUCCUGAGUGCGUCGGACGGCGGUAGUAGCCCAAGUAGCGCGGAGGCCAGUGAGGGGAGAUCCGCGGGUUCCGCAUUCACUUCCGCCGCGCUCUCGCCUCCGCUCAGCGGUGGAGGCUCGGCGCUCUCGUUUUCGGCGCGCUUCACGUUCCAGCUGGAGGGGCAGAACGAGGCUGACGUGGCAACGGGGCUUGCGCUCGUCAUCACUGGCGGACCCAACACCGCCGUCGGCCCGCCUAGCCUUGCCGGCUAUGGCGGCGCCGCCUUCAAUGCCAGCCUGGCAGUGGUACUAAGCGGCCGCCCGCCCAUCUCUGCCGGCGUGCUGCUGGGCGGCAAGACGGGCGGCGCUGGCAGAUGGGCGGCUCUCAACCCCUCUCCCCGGGGUGCAGUAGCACGCCUGGGGGGACCACGACGCCUCCUUCCAUGCUCUCCUCAUUCCCUUCCGUCCGCUUCUGUCCGUUUUCUUCCCCUUCCCCCCCCGCCCCCCCCAGCUGCUAGUCCCGGGGGUGCAGCAGCACGCCUGGGUGGACUACGACGCCUCCCACUCCUCCCUUGUUCCCACUAUACCCAUUCCUUACCCCAUACUGUCUGUUCCUCUUCUACCCCCACUCUCUUCCCCCCUCCCCAGCUCCUGGUCCCGGGGGUGCAGCAGCACGCCUGGGUGGACUACGACGCCUCCCUCGCCUCCCUCCGCCUCUUACUCGGCGGCUCCUCCCCCACCAAGCCUGCAGCUCCGGUGCUCUCCGAGCCUGUCGACCUGGCUCGGGCGCUUGGCUUGGCACCAGAUGGCAGCUGCGCGGGCGGCGGGGGCGAGGUGGCGGUGGGCGGCGGUGGUUGUCUGUUUGUGGGGUUCACGGGAGGGACUGAAGCAACGGAUGAAGCUGAGAUGGCUGCAGCUGGGAUUGCAGAGGGAGUGGCCAGUAGAAAGAAAACAAUGCAAGUUAUAAUUCGGUCUUUCACUUUUCAAUUUCACACCACUGCUGUUGUUCCUACCUCUGAUGCUGCUGCUGCCACAGCUGAAACCACCAGCCUGGCAGGCUUGACCGAACCAACAAGCUCGAGAGCACCGAACGUGUUCCUCGCUUCGGCCAACAGCGGCAGUGCAACACUAGCUUCCUUUGGAGCCACAGACCCCUCUGCUGCUGGUGGCGGCCUCUUCUCCAUCGCCUCUCUUGAUGCUGCUUCCGGCACUGCUGCUGCCACUGCCACAGCUGCUUCUGACCCUCCCCCCUGCAACGUCACUGCCACCAGCAUUUCCUGCGUUGGCUUCUCCUCUUCCUCCUCUGCUUCUCCCGGUCUCUACUCGCCCUUCUUCGUCCUCUCUGGGGAUGCUCAGGUCGGGCCCGGACCGAACUUCCCCAUCUGGCUCGACACAACCACCAAUGCUGCUGGCUGUGCCUUCUCCAUCCCGAGCCUCAGCCUCAGCCUCGGCAGUGGUCCGGUGGCGUUUGAGGCGGCGUUUUCGUUCUCGUUUGCAGCGAGUGCGGAUUACAACAGCUGGGGCAGUCGAGGGCUGGCCUUUGUGCUCACUGCCGGGGAGAAGACCGCCUGUGGCCGCAGCUCCGCCAGCAACAUCGGGUAUGGAUCGGCCCCCAACGCGUCCUUUGCAAAGAGCAUAGCGGUGGAGCUGAGGGCUCGGCCGACGGCGUGUGUGGCGGUGGUGGUGGGCGGGCAGGUGGCCGGCGACAACUGUGCCGACUCCGAUGCGAUGGCGCUGCUGCCGCCUGAACAGGCGUUCACGCUGAACGAGCCGCAGCACAUGUGGGUGAGUUACGACGGCAGCAGCGGCGUGCUGCAGGUGUUUGUCUCCCCCGGCGCCCCCACAAAGCCCACCGCACCUGUGUUGGUUACGCCCAUCGAUGUGGCGGCGGUUCUGGGAGGCACGGCGGGGCUGUCGGUGGGCUUCACAGGCGCGUCGUGGUGGACGUGGGUGGACGACCUGGAAGACCACCUCAUCCACUCCAUGUCUUUUGAAGCUGUCACUCCCGGGUCCCAGCAGUCACUUCCGCCCUCCCCUGCGCCCACCACGUGCCACCUCGCCCCCUCCAACACGCGUCUCACCUGUUCGGGCUUUGCGGGCCGCUCAGCCUUCCGCCUAAACGGCUAUGCCCACGUGGGGCCCGCCCCCUCCUUCCCCCUCGUCCUCGACACCGGCGGCACCGCUGGCAGUGCGCUCACCCUCGCUGACCUGGCGCUCUCUCUGGAUUCGUCCACGUCAGCAGCAACAGCAGGGGGAGGAACAGGAAAAACAGCAGCAACAGCAGCAGGAAAAACAUCAGGAGAUACAGCAACAGCAGCAGUGGCGUUUGAGGCGGCAUUUGCGUUCUCGGUGUGGACGGAGACGUCGUAUGGCUACCGGGGCAGCAGGGGCCUGACGUUUGUCAUUAGCAGCGGAGACAAGACUGCGUGCGGGUCGAGCAAGAUGGGAGCCAUAGGGUACGGGGGAGCAGCGCCAGGGGCGUUCAAUGGGAGUGUGGCGGUGGAGGUGCGGUCGGGGCCCACCUCGUGUGUGGCUGUGGUGGUGAACGGAGUGGCUUCAGCUCUGAGCGAGAGGCAGCACGCAUGGGUGGCAUACGAUGGCACAUCCCAGUCGGCCUCAGAAACCACUCUGUUCCCCCCUUAUGUGUACACUGUGCGCACCAUCCUUCUCUUGCAGAAAAUAGCACUGAGCGAGAGGCAGCACGCGUGGGUGGCAUACGACAGCACAUCCCAGUCAUUGGAGGUCUAUCUGGGUGGCAGCAAUGGCUUAAAGCCCGAGGAGCCGGUGCUGCGGGCGUCGCUUGAUCUUGUGGCAGUCAUUGGUGCCACGUCAGCGUCUGUGGGAUUCACAGCUGGCACGUGGUGGUGGGGAUGUGGCGACACAGACGACCACCACCUCAUCCACUCCUUCUCCUUCAACACCGUGUCCCCUGGGUUCUUGCCAGCAGCGCAGCCAACACAGGCGCCCACCUGCGAAACCACCGCCUCCUCUCUGCACUGCACUGGGUUCGCCGGCUCCACCCCCUUUGAUCUCAACGGCUACGCCCAGCUGGGCCCGGCGCCGCACUUCCCGCUGUGGCUCGACUCGUACGAUUCUGUCGGCUCUGCGCUCUCCCUCGCGCCCCUCUCCCUCCUCACCGCCUCCGCCCGCUCCUCCGCCUUUGAAGCCGCCUUCUCCUUCACCUUCUUUGCUGAUGCGUGCGCUGCUAAUGUGAGCGUGGGCCGCGGCUUUGCCUUUGUUCUCACUAGCGGCGCUACAACUGCCCUUGGGAAGGCAAAUGCAAGCUCCGUCGGAUAUGGCUCAGCCAAUGGGACGUUCGCCAGGAGUGUGGCAGUGGAGUUCCGCCUGUGCCCUGUACCCUGUAUAGCUGUCUCCUCUAAGGGAGUUGUGGCGGGAGACGGCUGCGCUAACGCUGAGUAUGGCGUGACACUUUCAGAUCCAGAGGCCUUCCCUCUCAACACACAGCAGCACGCUUGGAUGACCUACCACGGGCCUUCCCAGACGCUCAGCGUGUUCCUCGGAGGAGCUUCCUCUGCUUCUGCCACUUAUUCUGAUUCAUCAUCAGCUUUCUCUGCCUCUGCCACUUAUUCUGAUUCGUCAUCAGCUUCCUCCACUUCCUCCACUUCCUCCUCCACGUCACCGCCGGUCAAGCCAGCUGUACCAGUGCUCACUGCCCACGUGGACAUCCCAGCCAUCCUCGGCGCCACGUCAGCAUCGGUCGGAUUCACAGCUGGCACGUGGUGGUGGCAGUGGGGGGCGAACGAGCGCCACAUCAUUCACGACCUGGCGUUCGUGGGAGCCCACACCUCGCUCCUUCUCCCUCUCCCCCCCGGCCCGGCCCUCCCUUUAAAUAGGUGCGAGCACACGUGUGUGCGAGCACACGUGUACGUGUCCAACAUGGGGGAUCGCCCCAUGGGUGUUGGAUCACCUACCCAUGACUGUCUUGCUGACCUUAUUCCCCUGAAUCACCCCCCCCUUCUUCCCCUCCCGUCUUUGCAGGUGCGGGCACACGUGUAUGUGUCCAACAUGGAGGAUCGCCCCAUGGCUGACGUGGCAGUGACGGCACGCAUCACCUACCCCAACGACACCGACGCCUCCCACUGCUUCGUCUUCAGCGACCCGCUGCUGCAGGGGAUUGACGACGUCAGCGGUGCAGGUACCAUCCUGUCAAAUGCUUUUGCCAGCAUCGAUUGGCUGUUACUGCCACUUGACUGCGCCGCCUCAGCUGCUCCCACGAACUUCCAGCUGGGCGGCACGCCAGCAGAGGCGGUGCCAGCAGCAGCGGUGGUGAAGAGGAUAGAGCUGCUGCUUACGAGUGUGCGAGUGACGGUGGCCCCUCCUCCCGAGCUGCAAGUGCAUUACUUCGUGCCCCGGCACGUGCAAGGAGACGACCUCACCACUCCUCAGGUGGAGGCACCGGUGCCAGUCACACUUGGAGCACUCUUUUACAACGCCGGCCACGGCACAGCUGCUGCUAUCACCACACAGUCACUGCUGCCCACUGCUUCCACCACCACCACCACCACUGCUGUCGGCACCACCACUGCUGCAAGGAUCACCACCGCUGCUGACGUGGGCGCUACAACCACAAGUAACGGCGGGACCACAACGGGUGACACGAGCAGUGCCGCCAUGAGUUUCAACAUCACCAAGACAGUGCUGGGCAAUGAGCCGCAGCCGACAUCCUUCUCCGUGAAGGUGGGAAGCAUCCCUCCUUCUGCUACAGCCAUGGUGCGCUGGACCAUAGAAUCCAGCCUUACAGGCACAUUCGAUACAGUCACCACCACCACCACCACCUCCUCCUCCCCGCUCACCGGCCUCUCCCCCAUUCUCGAGUCGGUUGACAUUCACAACCUCGUGCACGUCGUCUACCUACCCGACUCUGCUUCAGACGACGGGCUGCCGGAUUUCCUGGUGGACGAUGAUGGGGACGAGCAGCCGGAGGCCAUCUACAGCAGCGCUGGUAACCGCGUGCUGCCCGUAACCGCCGUGCCCUCUGCUGCUCUCACGCUCGGCCGCCCGCUCUUCACCAGCGAGACGCGCGCCAAGCUCACUGUCGCUGUAGACUGGUCUGCCCUCGCGCCAGCGGCAGCAGGGGGGUGGGCGCACAUGUCAUUUGCAUCGCAGCUGCCGUCGCACUGCUGGAAUCUCACCACCGCUGCUCUCCGAUCCAACGGCUCUCAGCUGCCCGUGCCCUUCAACACCUGGUCCUCCUUCGCCUCCUCCCCCGCUGCUCCCACUGCCACCGCUGCUGCCCCUGCCCUUUCAACCGCCUCUGCUCCUACAACUUCCCCUGCCUCCGCUCCUGCUUCCUCCCCUCCUGCUGCUUCUGCUGCUGACACCACUCACAUUCUCGACUUUGUCUCCUCUCCCUCCUACACUCUCUUCUUCUCCUACUUCGAUCAGACCCUCUCCUUCCCCCACCUCCCCCCCUGCUUCCAGGCUGUCAUGCCUCCCCCUCCCUCCCUCCCAAACCCUUCCCCUUCCCCUCCCCCUCGCCCACCCCCCCGUCCCCCUCCAAGCCCCCCACGGCCUCCCCCAAAACCCUCACCUCCCCCCCGGCCCCCCCCAAGUCCCCCCGGGCCCCCAUCUCCCCCACCCCGACCUCCCCCGAAUCCCCCCAAAGCCACCCCCUCCUCCUUCCCCUCCCCCACGCCCUCCCCCUCGCCCUACUUCCCCCCCUCCCAAGACUUCAACCACUGUUAA